This is a messenger RNA of Malus domestica (apple), 634 nucleotides long. RefSeq lists its product as uncharacterized. The record is from RefSeq and is a predicted model, not a curated record. Gene Ontology annotation, cellular component: mitochondrion. NCBI's taxonomy places the organism in Eukaryota, Viridiplantae, Streptophyta, Magnoliopsida, Rosales, Rosaceae.
CAUUUGUUGGGAGUUUGUAAAAUGCUGUAAGAGAAGCCCAGCUUCUUUGGGUAACAAAAGUUGGGCUCAUCUACAAAUUAAGACCAAUUGAAGGCCCGAUAACAUUGGCAAAUCCACAAAUUAAAGAAGAAAACGGCGUGGCUAGCAGCACAGGGCGACCUCCAACUCCUCAUACCGUCGAGCUCCCGCCACUGCUCCUGCCCCAUCUCUUUACCUCAAAGGUAUUUUUGGGGGAAGGAGUGGGUGUUGGGGUUAUGGCUAAAGCCCUUGAUUUGCAGGACUUCCUUCUCCGCGGUCGAGUCUUGAAGCUUUAUAGGCAAGCACUUAGGAUUACCCGAAGAGCCCCCGUUGAUUCCAGAGGUGAACUAAGAUCGAUGAUUCGACAGGAACUGGAGAACAACCGGCACUGCAGUGACAGGCAACGGACUCGUUUUAUGUUAAGUGAAGGUUUGGAGAGAUUGAAACGUCUCGACGAGAUGCUUGACAUGCAAGGUCACUAGUUGUAUUCCUUAAUUUGUUGAGUUUUUGAAUGUCAACAUUCCCCUUGUACUUUUCCAACACGAACAGGUGACUCAUGCUGCAUUUGUUAACAUAUGAUGUUUAUUUUGAAAUGAUUUGCCUUUCUUGAUUAGCA